AUGAAAAUUUAUACUAUUUUAUUGCCUCUGCUUUAUUGUUAUUCAGCGUAUGCUGAACAGGAAACCUUAGUGCUUGUGGACAAUCUUAAUAUAAAAGAAACUCACUCACAGUUUUUUAAAUCUUUACAAGAACGAGGAUAUACACUUACAUAUAAAUUAGCUGAUGAUGCUAACCUAGUACUAUCUAAGUAUGGAGAAUACUUGUAUAAGAAUUUGAUUAUAUUCUCCCCAUCGGUGAUAGAAUUUGGAGGACAAAUUGAUACAGAUGGCAUUACUAAGUUCAUCGAUGAUGGAGGCAAUGUACUCCUAGCAGGAAACUCUGCAUCCAGUGAUCUAUACAGGGAAAUUGCAUCUGAAUGUGGUUUUGAGAUGGAUGAGGAGUCUGCAGCUGUGAUUGAUCACUUCAAUUUUGACUCACUUGAUGAUGGGGACCAUACGAGAAUUGUUGUCUCACCUAGGAACCUCAUUAAUGCACCAACUAUUGUUGGAAGUCAAAACACUAAACCCUUAUUGUUUGAGGGCACAGGAUUAAUUUUGGACAAAGAUAAUAGUUUGGUUCUACCACUUUUAACUGCUGACAGUACAGCAUAUAGCUAUAAUCCCAAGAGCCAGGUAAAAGAAUACCCACAUGCAGUAGGACGCAAAACUGUACUCAUUGCAGCUUUACAGGCUAGAAACAACGCGCGCAUUGUUUUCAGUGGCUCCUUAUUCUUCUUUUCUGAUGAUGCUUUUAAUGCACCUGUAUCUAAAGUACAUGGGGAUAAGGUGAAAUCUGAUGAGUCCGGUAAUAAGGAGCUUGCUAUCAAUUUGAGUCAGUGGGUAUUUGGUGAGCGUGGCCAGCUGCGUGUUAAGCAAGUGCAUCAUCAUCGCCAGGGAGAAGAUAACUCAUCUGACACGUACACUAUCAUUGACACAGUGGUCUACAGAAUAGAGAUCGAAGAAUUGAAGAAUGGUAAAUGGCAACCAUUUAAUUCCAAUGAUGUCCAAUUAGAGUUUGUUCGUAUAGACCCAUUCAUCCGAACAACUCUACAGAAGAAACCCAGUGGAGUGUAUGAGGCUAUUUUCAAGGUGCCCGAUGUAUGGGGAGUAUAUCAGUUUAAGGUGGACUAUGACAGAAUUGGAUACACAAGACUUUAUCAUUCAACUCAGGUGUCAGUGCGUCCUCUGCAGCACACUCAAUAUGAGCGGUUUAUACCAAGCGCAUAUCCAUACUACGUGAGCGCCUUUUCCAUGAUGUUCGGUGUUUUCCUAUUCUCCAUUGUUUUCCUAUACUACAAAGAGGACACACCAAAAUCCAAGAAUGAGUAA
This is a messenger RNA of Leptosia nina, 1308 nucleotides long. Lineage: Eukaryota; Metazoa; Arthropoda; Insecta; Lepidoptera; Pieridae. The record is from the annotation of a GenBank genome assembly.